Molecule: messenger RNA, 2346 nt
Organism: Erythranthe guttata (spotted monkey flower)
Lineage: Eukaryota; Viridiplantae; Streptophyta; Magnoliopsida; Lamiales; Phrymaceae
Product: putative late blight resistance protein homolog R1A-10
Biological process (GO): defense response to other organism
Molecular function (GO): ADP binding
Source: RefSeq, a predicted model, not a curated record
AUGGCUGGAGGUCAAAGAGCAUGGUACAGUGCUGACUUUGACUCUCCGUUUGAUACCCUACAGGCGACGACGGAACUUGAGAACAUGAAAAACAGGGGAGGAUCUUUCUCCGCCGCCGCCGGUGAGGAAUCUAGGACGAUAAUUAAAAGGGAUCCAACAAUCAGGCGAGACAGAGUUGUAGGUUUCGAAGACGAGGAAGAGAAAAUCGUCGGCUUUCUCAUGGAACAAACGAAAGAACUCGAUGUUAUCUCCAUCAUCGGUAUGCCCGGCCUGGGCAAGACAACGCUAACAUGGAAGAUCUACGACAGCGACACAAUCCAACGCACGUACCGCAUACGGAUAUGGGUUAACGUUUCUCAAAAGUUCAACAAAAAGGAGUUGCUUCUCAAUAUUCUCAAAAAGUUUACGGGCGAAGACAUGUCCCACAAGGGCAUAUUCGAACUCGAGCAGGCAGUUCGGAAGUGUCUGAAAGACGAAAAGUUUCUGAUAGUUUUGGACGAUGUAUGGAAUCUAGACGACUUGAAAACCAUCAAGAAAGUCUUGCCGAUGGGCAACGGGUUGGGUAAAGUCAUAAUAACUAGUCGUUUUGUCGAAGUUGGUAUGAGUGCUAGUAUUAGAGGACCGUAUAAACUACGGUUCCUUACCAAAGACGAGAGUUGGAAACUCCUUCAAUUGGAGAUAUUCGAGGAUGUCGGCAUUUGUCCUCCGGAGUUGAUAACCAUCGGCGAACAAGUGGCCCACAACUGCGAUGGACUGCCGCUCACGAUAGUGGUGAUCGGAGGAAUUCUCAUGGCACAAUUCUUGAGACAACGGCCAAUUGGCGUGAUAAAAAACGAAUGGGUCAAGGUGUCCGCGAAUGUGAUUCAGUUUGCAAAAACAGACAAGAAAAACCACAUAACCGAUGUUGUGGGAUUGAGCUACGAUAUAUUGCCCGAUGAGUUGAAAGAGUGUUUUAUCUACAUGGGGGUAUUUCCGGAAGAUCACGAGAUUUCGGCUUGGACAUUGACACGCUUAUGGAUUGCGGAAGGAUUCAUACAACAGAAGGAAGGGCAAAGCUUGGAAGAAACUGCGGAGGAGUAUCUGAAUGACCUCAUCAACCGGAACUUGUUGAUGGUUGGUCGAAUUAAUGCGAUGGGCGAAAAUAAAACAUGCUAUGUUCACGAUGUGAUACACUUUUUCUGUACUACCAAAGCCGCGGAGCAGAAUAUAUUCCAAGAGAUCAAAACGUCGAGCCAAGGAGUAUCUCUGCCUCCGAUUCCCGCUACGGAAAAGUACCAUCGUCUUUGUUUCAGCUCCGAUCUCUCCAGAUUCCUCUCCGAAGGAAAGGCUUACCCGAGCGUUCGUUCGUUUCUGUCUUUCUACAAGGAUCUCGUGGAGUUGAAGCCGGAAUACAUCACGUCGAUCCCCGACGCAUUCAAGUUGCUCAGGGUUUUGAAUUCCAACUCGAUCAGAUUCCAUCAAUUCCCGCUGACGGUUGCCGAGUUGUGUCAUUUGAGGUACGUCACGCUAUACGUUCACAAUCUCACGUUUAUUCCCGAGUCCAUCUCCAAGCUAUGGAACCUGCAGACGCUUCUAGUCGAGACGAACUCGAAUACGGUUGCGAUGAAUGGGAAUCUAUGGAGUAUGGUUCGGCUGAGGCAUCUCAAGACGAAGGCAGCCAUGGUUCUUGACCAGGAGCAGAAAGGCAACGCCGGCGAAAACAUUCAAACACUGAGUACGCUGUCGCCGGAAUCUUGCACGGAAACCGUGGCGGAAAACGCGCGCAACGUGAAGGAACUGGGUGUUCGCGGGAAUUUGGACACGCUCUUCGACGCCAAGUUCUUGGAGAAACUGCUCUCCCUCGAAAAGUUGAAGCUGGUGCACGAGAUAUCGGGGAAAAUUAGCCUUCCUAAAACGAGCUUCUUCCCGAGAAAUCUAAAGCGGCUGACUUUGAGGAAAACAUCCCUACAAUGGAGCGAUAUGUCUACACUGGCGAAGAUUGAAAAGCUCGAGGUACUCAAGUUGAAACAGGGAGCAUUCACCGGAAUCAAAUGGAUGGUUAGUGAUGUAUUUCCGAGUCUUCAGUUCUUGCUCAUGGACAACGCGGAUCUCGUUAUCUGGGAGGCCUCGGCGGAACAUUUCCCUAGUCUGACGUGUCUCUCGAUCAAGAAAUGCAGAAGACUCAAAGAAAUUCCACUGGAGCUGGCGGAAAACCUCCAGAGAUUGGAUAUAUAUUUCCUCCGAAAAUCCGCCACCGAGUCUGCUAGGGCUAUUCAAGAACUGAAGAAGAAAGAUCAAGAACAUGAACAAAAAGUCCGAUGGGGCGUUGGAUUCCAGCUCUUCGUUGGUUCCGGAUGCGAAUCGUGA